This is a messenger RNA of Linepithema humile (Argentine ant), 1380 nucleotides long. RefSeq names its product phosphotriesterase-related protein-like. Gene Ontology annotation, molecular function: hydrolase activity, acting on ester bonds; zinc ion binding. Gene Ontology annotation, biological process: catabolic process. NCBI's taxonomy places the organism in Eukaryota, Metazoa, Arthropoda, Insecta, Hymenoptera, Formicidae. The record is from RefSeq and is a predicted model, not a curated record.
ACUGUAUGUCGUGCUGCUGGCGUAGUUACGAAUAACGGCUCGUCGGCGUCAGAUAUAAUUUAUAUUCUGGUUACAUUUAUAAGUAACUCUUUACGCUUAUAUAGCUAAGUUUAUACAGACUCUUUGUACGGUGUUAAAACGUGUAUUUGGUGUUCCAUCAUUAUAAUCUAAAGUGGAAUGCAGGAUAUAAAUUAUGAUACAGACCUGUCUACCACAAUGCAUUCGCUUCCUGACGUUAUUCAUGAUCGUUCAUACGUGGAAACUCUAUUUGGAUUUAAACGGAUGUCCAUUCUCGGCAUAACACUAGUACACGAGCAUUUAACCAGCAAUUUUAUUUCAUAUAUGCAAAAACUUCCGAGGAAUUGUUUGCUGCAAGAUGCCCACCAAGAUCUAUGUUUGUCGAAUAUAGGAAACGUCAAGCGGUAUCCAUACGGCUACUCCAAAAAUUUAUGUCUGUCUCCAAACGAAUCCCAAUUGAUGAUUGAUGAAUUAUUUUCGUUUAAAUUUGCCGGUGGCAAAACCAUCGUGGAGAUGAGCAGCUAUGGUUUGAAUCGAAAUGUUCGAUUGUUAAAGUCAUAUAGUAAAAUGACAAACACCCAUAUAAUUGUUGGAACAGGAUAUUACACCGCCCAGUCGCAACCUACAUCGAGACUCUUUAUGACGAGUGAAGAAUUGUACAUAAACAUGUUGAAAGAAUUUUCUGACGGUAUCAGAGACUGUAAUGAUGUACAUCCAGCAUUUAUUGGAGAAGUUGGCAUCAGUUGGCCGAUCCAUGAUUUCGAAAGAAAAUCUAUUAUUGCGACUGGUCAAAUUCAAGAGCAACUGGGUUGUCCUGUAAGUUUUAGUCCUGUAAAUUUUAAUUUUGCACGUAAUGAUAUAAUUGCACCAUACGAAAUACUACGCAUCUAUGAAGAGGCUGGCGGUUGCUCCCGCAAAGCCAUUAUGUCUCACAUUCAACAUGCAUUUCCUGACAAAAAGGAAUUGAUGAAAUUCGUCAGUCUUACCAAUUGUUUUAUUCAAUUCGAUUCGUUUAGUGAAAAUUCUAUCUGUUACCAAGAUAAUCAGUUUUUCGAAGUUCCAUUAAAUAUACAGAAGUACCUGAACAAUAUUUCAUAUUUGAAACAAGUAAAUCAAUUAGAUCGAGUACUCAUAAGCCAUGAUAUUCACACUAAAAAUAAACUGGUUUCUUACGGUGGCCAAGGAUAUUCUUAUAUUUUUAAUAACAUCGUGCCUCCCCUGUUAAAGAGAGGUUUCAAUAUUCAUGAGAUUCGGCAGAUAUUAAUUGAAAAUCCUCAUAACUGGUUACAAUAGUUAUAAUUUAUGAUAUUCAUUAUAAUGAUAGAAAUAUAAUUUCACUUUAAAUGUAACAGAAAUAUUAAA